Molecule: messenger RNA, 2650 nt
Organism: Culex quinquefasciatus (southern house mosquito)
Lineage: Eukaryota; Metazoa; Arthropoda; Insecta; Diptera; Culicidae
Product: probable serine/threonine-protein kinase DDB_G0283337
Exons: 4
Coding region: 995-2074 (359 amino acids)
Molecular function (GO): nucleic acid binding; zinc ion binding
Source: RefSeq, a predicted model, not a curated record
UGUUGAGUGCCCCUCGUUUUGAAUGCCGUCAAAUGACAGCACAAAUACUUGUAACACGCGUUUUCUAUCUGACCUUAAAUAAACGAGCUUGCGCUCCAUUCGGCCUCUUUUACCGCUGAACACCAAACGGGAAACAUCGAGUUUUUCUGCUCCGCAAACCUAUCCAAAUCACAACCCUCAUUUCUAAAUCCCGGUUGUUUUAAUUGGCGACGAAGGAGUGAAGAACUACGCGAGCGAUUUUUUCUUUCGGUGGUGUAUUUAAUCGAACAGUUUUUUUUAAUCAAUUUUUCCUUUGCGGGAUUGAAACGAUCGUCCUGUUCGGGUGUACACGCAUCGGGGAAGAAAUUUGCUAGCCAUUGUGUGCGAGUAGCGGCGGCACCAUUUUGUUUUCUACAAACCGACGCCGAGUGAGCAGCAGCAAAAAACCGAGGAUUCUGUCGGUGUGCCUGGAAGUGCGGUACCUGUUGGCCGGAGAUUCGCAUCGGAACGGUCGCAGCACGGCGAAUUCCGUGGUUCGGGCGGCAAGUGGCACGAUUUUGCGCGGCGUAUUCCGGUGGAUUUUUGCUGAUUCGGUGCGGUGAAGGUUCUGCUUUUUGCGGUGGUUUGGAGCGUCGGCAGUUCCGGCGGCAUUUUUGGGACAAAGGAGAGCGUUCGUUGGCGGCGGUGACCAGGCGAUUUGUUCUUGGACCGGGAGAAAGCAGCUUUGUGAGGCCAAAUCGCCACGGUGUAAUUCAGCUGUUUGAGCCGGUGCACAAACUUUUGCUUCGCUGAACGACGUUUUCCUGUGCUGGUGCACGGUGCGCACGACGAGUUUUAAAGGAGGUUAAGUUUGCUUGCUGGCAAAGGCCGGGUGCGAGAUCGGUGAGUAGCAAGCUUUUCUUUGAUUUGAUCCCUGGAUUUGCAGUAAUAGAGAUUUUUGUGUGUUUUCUUUUUAUUUUUUUUCUUUGGGAAAUUUGGAAUUUGAUUUUUUUUACCUGAUUUUUGAUAUCAAGACAUGGGUUCGAACGGGUUAGCUACCUCUAUUGAGAUGUUUAGGAAGGGUACGUCAUUUACGGACUGGUCAGAUCGACUGGCCUAUACCUUUCACGCAAAUCAAGUUGCGGCUGAUCGCCAAAAAUCGCAUUUCAUGACGAUUUGCGGACCGUUUCUUUUUUCUCAAUUAAAGCUGCACUACAGCAAAGAUGAGCUGGAUAAAGCCUCUUAUGCUGAUAUUGUGUUAAAAUUGAAACAAAAAUUGGACAAAACGGAGCCGGACUUAGUCCAGCGCUUUCGUUUUAGUCAGCGAAACCAGCAACCUGAUGAAUCCAAUGAGGAUUUCGUGCAGGCGGUCAAGCUGCAGGCGGAAUUCUGUGGUUUUGGUGCGUUUAAGGACGUGGCCAUAAUGGACAGAGUUCUGGCGGGUCUUCUUGACGGGAAUUUGAAGGAGAAUUUGUUGAAGGAGGAGGGGUUGACUUUGGACAAGAUGGACAAGUUCAUCACAACAUGGAACAUAGCAAAACGUAACGUGAAUGCACUUAACAAUCAAAACUCUUGUGCUAAUUUUGGACAAUUUAACUACCCUCCACCUGAAAUGGUCAACCAAGUUCGAAGACCGGUGCACGAGAGAUCGGGCUUCAAUAGAAACAAUAAUAGAUACAACAACAAUAGAUCGGGUCAAAAUAAUCAUCAGCAUCGCGCACAAAAUACACAUAACACACAACGUUCAGUCAGAUUUCAAGGUGAUAACCGUAAUAACAAUCAAAGAAACACAAACACAAACAACAACAACAGAUUCAAUAAUCGAACUGAGAGGGUUAAGCCUGAUUAUUCUGAGACUGUUUGCGAUUAUUGUGGGAAACUGGGGCACAUUAAAAAGAGGUGCUUCACCUGGAAGAAUUUGCGUCGUGAUGCUGUGAAUUUCGUCGAGAUGGCGCGACCGGGAACCAGUGCUGAGAGGGAGCUGGCGGAUCUAUUGGGGCGUAUGAAUACGAGGGAGGAUCCGAAUGAGGAGACUUCGGAUGCUGAAAGCUACUCCGAGUGGAACCAAGGUGUCGGCUGGAAGCGCGGUGUGGCUAGCGCAUCGCGAUCAGCUUAAACCACAUUACCAGCAACAAGGCGAACGGCCGAACCUGAUGACGCCGUUCGAGAAGUCUACGCCGGACGCGGCAGUGGUGGAUUUGGACGUUGAGAUGCUGAAUUUAGACGAAGAUAUGUUGGGGGCCGGAUACGGCGGAAGCGGCUUGUUCCGGGGUUUCCCGGAAGCUGCAACGGCACGAUCCAGAAGCCGGAAGCGAGACGCAUCCGCGGCGGAAUUGCCGGCGGUCUGCCUUCGGCGCUCGAAGAGAAACAGGAAGCCUGUUUCGAACAGUGAAUUCAUUUAUGAUUAAUUAUACAUUAACAGAACACUUUGUUCUUUCAAAUUAAUACAAACAGUUGAAUUAGAUUUGUACUUGAUACAGUUUUCUUUAUAUCCAUUUAUUUGUUAUCAUUUAUCUAUGAGUUCGAUUAACUUUAGUUUUAAGCAAAGGGGGGAGGACUGUUGAGUGCCCCUCGUUUUGAAUGCCGUCAAAUGACAGCACAAAUACUUGUAACACGCGUUUUCUAUCUGACCUUAAAUAAACGAGCUUGCGCUCCAUUCGGCCUCUUUUACCGCUGAACACCAAACGGGAAA